Cherax quadricarinatus is the source of this 9159-nucleotide messenger RNA. RefSeq names its product solute carrier family 66 member 2. Gene Ontology annotation, biological process: phospholipid translocation; retrograde transport, endosome to Golgi. Gene Ontology annotation, cellular component: endosome; trans-Golgi network. Lineage: Eukaryota; Metazoa; Arthropoda; Malacostraca; Decapoda; Parastacidae. The record is from RefSeq and is a predicted model, not a curated record.
UUCCAGUAAAAAAAUUUGUUUUAUAUACAAUACCUGAAAAGUUCUUGGAAUCAUAUUUUUCCUGGAUUAAAGGCAGAAAUGUUUCAGUGUGGCGCAAGUUUUGACGGCCCUUAACAGCCCCAACAAGACCAUUGUCACCAGCUGGACCUGACAAGCAGCUGGACCUGACGACCAACUGGACCUGACGACCAGGUGAACCUGACAAGCAGCUGGACCUGACGACCAUGUGAACCUGACAGGCAGGUGGACCUGAUGAGCAGGUGAACCUGACAAGCAGCUGGACCUGACGAUCAGCUUGACAAGCAACUGGACCUGACGACCAGCUGGACCUGAUGAGCAGCUGGACAUGACGACCAGGUGGACCUGACGAGCAGCUGGACCUGACAACCAGCAGACCUGUCAGCCAGCUGGACCUGACAACCAGUUGGACCUGAUGACCAGGUGGACCUGACGACCAGCUGGACUUCACAAGCAGCUGGACCUGACAUCCAGCAGACCUUUCAACCAGCUGACCUGACGACCAGCUGACCUAUUAACCAGCUGACCUAUUAACCAGCUGACCUGUCAACCAGCUGGCCUAUUAACCAGCUGGCCUGUCAACUAUGUAACGAGAGUUGAAGAUCACAGCAUUUUUUUCAGAUUGAUGAUGGCAGAAGACAGCUGGUUGAACACCUUGAAAUGGGGACUGAGUGGAACAUCGGCCCUGGCUAUGAUGUUUGGAGGUGUGGUACCAUACAUCCCUCAGUACCUAGAGAUCAAGAGGACGGAAAAUCCUGAAGGAUUCUCACUAUAUGUGUGCCUUGUACUUUUAAUUGCCAAUACUCUAAGAAUUUUAUUUUGGUUUGGUCACUGGUUCGAGCUGCCAUUGCUCUUCCAGAGUAUCAUCAUGAACAUUGCUAUGGUAAUGAUCAUAUCACUGUGUGUCUCUAUCCGUAAUAGAGGCCAGCUGGUGCAUGGAAAGGAGCACGUGUUUACUGAUUUUGACUAUGAUUAUUUUUGGGAAUGGACGGAUGUUCAGUCAUACGUGGAGUUUAUGCUGACAUUUUCCACGAUGGGUUGUCUUCUUAUGUAUGUCUUCAUUGACUCUGCUGUCUUCGUGGAGACUGCUGGCUUCAUCUCUGUCCUGACAGAGGCUCUACUUGCUGUUCCACAGUUUUACAAGAAUUUUGUUUCAAAAUCAACUUUUGGAAUGAGCAGACAGAUGGUGCUCAUGUGGUUGAUGGGUGACACAUUCAAGACGGUCUACUUCUGGCUACGCUCAGCACCCCUACAGUUCUUCAUCUGUGGUUGUCUACAGAUUUGUAUCGACAUAGCAGUUCUGGGACAGUGCUUUGUGUAUAGGAAGAAAAACUCACAUUUAAUUAACUGAUCAUAUAUUUUAGAAGACUUAAAUUGCAGAUAAAUUUCAUUAAUGUAAUUUAACUUGAGUAAGGAAAAAGAAGACAAAAUGUUAUUUUAGCUAUCAAAUAUUUUACUUUAUACAAUAAUGCUGUUACACUUGUCUAUAUUGCUUUAUUUUGUAAAUUAAAGCAAUUAUAUUUGUUAUCUUGUUUUACAUAAAUAGUAACAUGGUACUCUAUUUACAAAAGUAAUUUCCUGUCUUUUGUUUAGCUGUAAGACAGAAUGUGAUGGUUAUAUUGUUGCACGUGCAAUAUAUAGUUAUAAGAAUGUUGCAACUCGGUGGAUAUUAGCUCUUGCUGGUAGAGCUCUUUUGACUGACUUUCCUCCUCCUCCCCCCAUUAAAUAUUAAAGAGAAUAUUUCUUGAAAAUUGGGAGCAUAGUGGUUAGUAACUCCUCCUCCUGUAUAAAUUACUAAAUUUAGGUCACCCUAUCUUGGUGGUAUAUGGCUGGUCUGUUGAGAAAAAAAAUCUUGAAAAUUACGAUAAGCCUGACUGAUAAAUAUAUAUCUCCAAGAUAUUGUUACAUGGCAUUUUAGCGACAUUAUUUUAAUUCAUAUUGGUUGUACAGAACAGUUGAACCCCAAAGUUUGUGAGUUUUGCAAUCAAUUCUCAAACAUUGCUUAUGCAGCUGCUUUUUUUUUUUUUUUUUUUUUUUUUUUUUUUUUUUUUUUUUUUUUUUUUUUUUUUUUUUUUUUUUUUUUUUACUGAAAAGCAUAGCUUAAUAUCCUCACCUAUUUGUGCAUUUUUUACAGUGCCUUUUAUAUUUGGCCCCUGUCAUAAAAUAUGCUCGAUGGCUCUCCCAUACCCAUAUCUCUUUUAUUUAUUACAGUUCUUUCAUAUGAGAGCCAAUAUUAACCAGAUUUGAUCAAUAUUUAAAGAGAGAUGAUCUCUGAAACAAUGUAUGUACAGACAGACUCUGACAUUACUCACAAAUUUCAGGAAGGUUAUAUACACACGAAGGUAUGCAUCAAAGUGUAUAUAUAUACACACAGAGUUGUAUCCCUAUUUUAGGUAUUAAAGUACCUUUGAUGGUUGUGAAGAGGUUAUAUACAGUAGUUGAUGGGUUUUAAACCAAAUAAACCAUUGAUUCACAAUUUUUUUGGUUCACCUAUGUUGUAUGUUCACAAAGAUAUACAUACUGUGUACAGUACAUAUAGUAUAGAUAUAUAUUGCAUAUACAUACAGUAUAGAUGUAUAUACAGCUUCUCCUCACUUAGUGACAUACUCGUUUACCAACCACUCGGACUUAUGACCAGCUCUCCAACCAGUAUGCUGAUUUCCCCUAUUCUGCUUAUUACAGUAUAUGGUACACUACUCUAUAAACAUUUAAAAAUAUACUAGAAAUGUCAUAAAUAGUGCAAAGGUGACAUUAAAACAAUGUCACCUUUGACAAAAACUCACUACCAUAUAGUAUGAUCCUCGCUUAACGACCAGCUCACUUACUGACCUACUCUUAAGAAUGGAACCCCAUCAUUAAGUGAGGAGAGGCUGCACAGUAGUCCCCCUGUAUCCACAGGGGAUAUGUUCCAAGACCUACAUUGGAUACCCGAAGCCGUAGAUAGUAGCAAACCCUUUAUAUGUCGUUUUCCUUUACUUACAUACCUAUGAUAAAGUUUAAUUGCUAAAUUACACACAGUAAGUUGAGAAUCAGCCCAUUUUCACUCAUGGGAAGCACUUUACGGUUUCUCUUAGGCUUUGAAGAACUGUCACCAUUACUAGUUUUGCACUUUGGGGCCUUAAUAAGCAAAAUUUAGGGUUAUUUUCAGUUCAUGGUAAACCGUGGAUAACUGUAUCUGUGGAUAUGGGGGGUCUUACUGUACAUUGUACAAUGUACAUACAGUAUAGAUAUACAGUACACUAUUUUAGUCUGAUAUAUUUUUUAAUAUGUUACUGAACAGGAAUUUUGACCUGUAAGGACAGUCUCAAAUUUUUAUCCAUCAAACUGUAGCUGUUUUGGUUGUCUCCCCCUUCCUUCUUUCCCCAGUCCUUACCCAACUACCCACUUCCUAAGGAAACCUGUGAAAUAUCUUUAUGCAAAUUCUAGAUUAAUUUACUGAAGUUUAUAUGUUUUAAUAUUAGCAGAGUUAAGUGCUAGGCUUUGAUGCAAAAAUUUCCAUAUAAAAAACCUGGCAUAUGAAAAAUUGGUAUAUGCAGAAGUGACUGUCUGUAUACUCUCAUAUACAACACAUCUUUACAAAUGUAAAAUGUGUUGUAUAUUGUGUCAUGUAUUGGUUUUAGGAGUUUUUGUGAUAAAAAUUUUGUCUGCAUUGUCAUACAAAAGUAUAGUGGACCCCCGACUUACGAUAUUAAUUCGUUCCAGAAGGCUGUUCGGGUGCUGUUACCGAACAAAUUUGCUCCCAUAAGGAAUAUUGUAAAUUAGAUUAGUCCGUUUCAGACCCCCAAAAAUACACUUACAAAAGCACUUACAAAAAUACACUUGCAUAAUUGUUCUAGUUGGGAGCUGAUCGUAAGUUGGGGGUCCACUGUAUUUGGCUCAUAUAACACAGGGUUUUUUACUUAAGUUUUGGGAAAAAAAUGGCUUUAUACAACAGAAAAUAGUAUGAUUAUAUUUGUGUUUUCCUUAGGAGGAGCGAAGAGGCAGGUUUUAACCCUUAAACUGUCCAAACGUAGAUCUACGUUCACUCGUGUAGUGCUCUGAACGUAGAUCUACUUUUUUUUUAAAUUUUGAAGCAUGUGAUAUGAAACAUAGAUCUAUGUUCAGCGCUAUGCAAGUGAACGUAGAUCUACAUUUGGACAGUUUAAGGGUUAAGAUGAGCCAAAAUUCAAAAUGACCUUUAAAGCAGAAAACUUUAGCAUUUUAAAUCAAGAGCUUUAUUAUUGUAUUGGUUUAAUGGAGGAAGAUGAAGACAUUGUGGAUGAACAUUUAGAGAAGAAAAAGGAGUUUUUGAUGCAAAUUAAAGUUGAAUAAGGUUUAGAUACAAUUUAAAGUUGAAAGAGUUUUAGAUUAGUAAGUUUAUCAGGUAUACACAAAUACAGUUACAUAGAUUAUCAUACAUAGCAGCAUAUGUGUAGAGAACCUAGGAUAACCCAAAAAUUCAGAGUGACUUAUUUCCAUUGGGGCCCUUCCAGAUGAAGGAUGAAGGAGUUGUAGACUCAGUUUAAAUUUGAAGGAGUUUUAAAUUCAAUUUAAUGAUGAAAGAGUUUUAGAUGCAAUUUAGAAAUGAAGGAGUUUUAGAUGCAGUUUAAAAGUGGAGGAGUUUUAGAUGUAAUUGAAAAAAGAAGGAGCUUUAAAUGCAAUUUAAAUAUGAAGGAGUUUUAGAUGCAGUUUAAAUAUGAAGGAGUUUUAGAUGCAGUUUAAAGAUUAAGGAGUUUUAGAUGCAGUUUAAGGAUGAAGGAGUUUUAGAUGCAGUUUAAAGGUGGAGGAGAAGUUUUAGACACAAUUUAAGAAGAAGAAGUCUUAGAUGCACAUUUUAAAAACUGUUAGUGCCUUGUUUAGUAAAUUAAGGAACCAUGCCUUACAUAUUUAUUAAAUGUUGUGUGUGUUGUAUUAGAAUAUAAUUUCUUUUAUAUAUAAAUUUUCCCUUGAUUAACAUUAUUUUUCUUGGUGAAUAAUGCUUCAGGUAAAAUAAUGUAAACUUACAAAUAAUGAACAAAGUAUGUUUUUUAUGUUUAGGUAGAAUGUUCUGUGUUGUAUAUAAGGAGAACAUUGUGCUUUAUGGGGUAAAUGACAUGUAUUCCAAGCAAGCUUAUUAUUGUGACAAUGUUUUUCUUUGUCAAUGUCAAAGAUUUAUUUCCACAUAAUACAUUGUACAGUGAUGGGUGAUAUUUGAUUGUACAUGCAGAGCAUUUUGGGCGAGUUUAAGCCUAACUUAAAGAUUACAAUGGGAAUAAUUAGUAUUUACUUAUAUAUAAGGAGAUUAAAGUAUAGGAACAACAUAUUUAGGCAUUACAAAGAGAACAAACAAGCAGACCAUUAUUUCUUUAAAGCAUAAGAAAUGAUAAAGCUCUACACAAGGCGAAAUGUUACAAUGCUCUGACUUUGAUAUGUCUUAUACACCAUCUUAUUGGCAUCUUGCACUUCCACAUUGUACUAUAUCUUGGUACAUUGUAUAAACACUUUUCAAUCAGAGGAAAUGUAACCCACAUGGAGACAACUAUAGAAAGAAUAGUUAUAAGUACAGUGGACCCCCGCAUAACGAUUACCUCCGAAUGCGACCAAUUAUGUAAGUGUAUUUAUAUAAGUGUGUUUGUACGUGUAUGUUUGGGGGUCUGAAAUGGACUAAUCUACUUCACAAUAUUCCUUAUGGGAACAAAUUCGGUCAGUACUGGCACCUGAACAUACUUCUGGAGUGAAAAAAUAUCGUUAACCGGGGGUCCACUGUAUACUUAAGCCUUUAAUUGAGGUUUCCUUCAGCAGAUCUGAUGGAGAGAACUUCAGAUAGAAGUUAAAAUAUACAAACAAUCUUCCUGUUUUGAUCUUCAUGUGUGUAGAGUUUACUCUUCAGUUAUUCUCUAUAUUACCUGAGGAGUAAGACACAUGUCCAACAGUUGGGUAUCUUUAUUGUUUGAAAUGCUUCACUUAUCCAGUAGGUUUUAUCAAUACAGAGGAGAAUGUACAGGCAUACCUUACUAAUGCACCAGGUUAAGUUCCAGACUGCUGACAUAAAGCUAAUCACAGCCAUUUUUUCACUUGCUAGUGUAUAUAAAAGCCUAAAAACAUGUUUACAUUAUCAUUUAUUAAGUGGACAAUAGCACUAGGCCUAAAAAAAAUGAUGCAAAAGUAAAAAAAAAAAAAUGAAAAUUUCACCAAUGUAAUUAUCCGUGUUGAAAAUCUGGCACAUCCUUAUUCCCUUUGUCCUCCCUGAAGGUGCCAUAUAAUCUGGUAAAGAACAAAAAGGCACAAUACUAUGACUGGAACAAUACACAAAUAACCCGCACAUAGGAGAAAGAAGCUUAUGAUGAUGUUUCAGUCUGACUUGGACCAUUUACAAUGUGAGUUUGUAAAUGGUCCAUGUUGGACCAAAACAUUGUCAUAAGCUUCUAUUUCAUAUAAUCUGGUAUAUGUUGUAAUAAAUGCUAUUCAAAAUGUGGUAAUAGGUAGCCAUAAUGACAAUAUUGCACUUGUCAUUAUCGCUACAAAUAAGCUGCAACAUUAUAUAGUCCUUUUAUCCUAAAUAAAUGACUACACCCUAGCACAGUGCUGUGUAAGUGACACAAGGUUAACACUUUUUUUAUAUACUAACAGUAAUAGCCCACUCAAACAGAUCAUGACAAAAUUUGAGUUGAUUUGAUUUAAAAUUGUACAGGCACUUUUGAUGUGUGAUGGAUCAUUUUUAGAGCACUGGAGGUGUUGGAAUGUAGAGCAUGGUGAAGAGAGAGAUUGUGGUGCAUAGUAACAAGAGGGUAGUUGUGGGCCACUCUUGUGUUGCUUAAUAGUGGAAGAUUGUGGACUAUUCUUGUGUUGCUUAUUAGUGGAAGGCUAUGGGCUAUUCUUGUGUUGCUUAGCAACUGAGAGUAGCGACUUCCCAGGCUUGUGGUAUGGCAGACUACCUUCCCCAUUCCAGUAAUCAGUAAAUAUGCUGCAAGUUCUUACUCUCACAUUUAUUAACCUAAGAUAGCAAUAGAUCAUGCUAGAAAUGUAAUAGCUGCUGCUAACAACACCAUAGAAAUGAAUGAGAAAACAUUGCAUAAGUUAGUAUCACUGCAAAUUAUGAUUUCAGAGUCACAUUCUCAAAGAAAGUGUUGCAUAUUAUACAUUAUAUGUAUGUUUCAGUAUUAUUGUAGUGAAGAUUAGAUUAGGAAAGACACUCCAGUUACUCAUGUUUAAUGCAUCAUUAGACACACAAGAAAAAUUAAAGAAAGAUCAAUACAUAUACGUACUGUAUUUGGUGGUAAGAUAAGAUUUUGUUUGGAUUUAUAACCUCACAGGGUUAGCCACCCAGGAUAACCCAAGAAAGGCAGUGCGUCAUCGAGGACUGUCUGUCUUGAACAUUAAAAUGGUAUAAAAUACCGACAGGUUGUUAAGUAAGACACAUAUGCAACAGUUAGGUAUCUUUAUUUCGAAACGUUUCGCCUACACAGUAGGCUUCUUCAGUCGAGUACAGAAAAGUUGAUAGAAGCAGAAAAUACUGGAAGACGAUGUAAUCAGUCCAUCACCCUUAAAGUUUUGAGGUGGUCAGUCCCUCAGUCUGGAGAAGAGCAUUGUUCCAUAGUAUGAUGAUCCAUAGGGUGAUGGACUGAUUACAUCGUCUUCCAGUAUUUUCUGCUUCUAUCAACUUUUCUGUACUCGACUGAAGAAGCCUACUGUGUAGGCGAAACGUUUCGAAAUAAAGAUACCUAACUGUUGCAUAUGUCUUACUUAACGACUGUCUGUCUUAUUUCCUUUGGGGUCCUCAGACUUGUCCCCCAGGAUGUGACUGACACCAGUCAACUAACACCCAGGUACCUACUUGCUGCUUGGUGAACAGAACAACAGGUGUAAGGAAACGCGCCGAAAUGUUUCUACCCCACCGGGAAUCAAACCUGGGCCCUCCAUGUGUGAGGUGAGAGCUUUGCCAGCCAGGCCAUGGAGUCACUUUAUCCCUAGAAAUGGUCAAAGUUCUACUGAUGCUCAUGUUGGAUACAUGAUAACCCACUCACUAGAGCUUUUAAUUAUUUAACCAAAGCCUUUAGCCUGCUUACCAGUCCACCACAUAAACAAAUAUCAAAUAGAUGAAAGCGAGGUGCUGAAGUAUUAGUUGUGAAGAACAUGAUUUAAUGUUGGUCAGUAUACUUAACAAUAGUCUGCUGGACCUACUGCAGUGCUUCUUUUAGGAAUGGUGAAGUAUAAAUGUAUAUGGACCAAAAUUAAUGCAGUAAUUUAGAUAUACAUCUAUUAAUAUACAUUAGGAUAGACUAUAUCACACUAUACACUAGGAUGUACAAGAUCAAAAUGUACAGUAGACCUAGCUGGAGAAGUACAAUUAAUUUAUUAUAGAAACAAAGGUUUGCACAAAAUUCAUCAACACUGUUUUCAUCAUAGUAGUGAUUUAUGGUUGCAGAGGAAGUUCCUUAUGUUGCUGAUAUAUGAUUAAAUUUUCAUAAGUUUAAUUAAAGUACAAUAGAACACGACAUAUGGGUCAUGUUUGACUUGAAUCAAAUGUGUCCAUUUCUUUUUUUAGCACAUAGGCCAUUUCCCACUGAGGCAGGGUAACCCAAGAAGGAAGAAACACUCAUCAUCACUCACUCCAUCACUGUCUUGCCAGAGGUGUGCCAUACUACAGUUAAACAACCGCAAUAUAUCCCCAUCCAUCCUUCAGAGUGUAGACACUGUACUUUCCUCCUUCAUGACUCAAGUAAAACAUAAACAAGUUAUGACACUCAUUGAAAUUUAUUUUGUUAUCUCAUGAUGACAUAACUAUGACAAGAAAAUCAAAUUGUGUGUUAGGAGUCAGUGAAUACCACUCUAGAAAACUUACCCCAUUACAGAGGUGCUAAGAGGCAGGCGAAGACCUCUUGAAACUACACUCCCAUUCCUUAUAUUAAACCAGAUUUACCUCCAAUUUCCUAAGUGUUAUAUAAUGUACUUACAACUUUAAUAGUCCUCAAAUAAUAGUAAUAAUAAUAAUAUAGUAAUACAGUAAUAAUGAUAGUAGAAGAGGAAGGAGGACAGGUGCUGUAAGGUCAUCAUCAUUAUCAUAAUUUGUCACCUCAAGAAAUGUCUUAAUACAAUACAAUACAAUUUUUAUUUCUUUAUGUAGUACAAAUAUUGUAGUUUACAUGUAAUAAAUCAUUGCUAGGCACAAAAGAAAGCCACUAA